Messenger RNA from Olea europaea var. sylvestris, 783 nucleotides. RefSeq lists its product as uncharacterized. Lineage: Eukaryota; Viridiplantae; Streptophyta; Magnoliopsida; Lamiales; Oleaceae. The record is from RefSeq and is a predicted model, not a curated record. Gene Ontology annotation, biological process: negative regulation of translation; mRNA catabolic process. Gene Ontology annotation, cellular component: CCR4-NOT complex. The transcript has 2 exons. The coding region runs from base 337 to 768 and encodes 143 amino acids.
CCUGUUUCAACGUGGUGAAGUUAAGCCUUAUAAAAGCUUCGCUCCUCUCUCUCUCAGAUUUUAUCUCUCUAUGUCCGCAGUUUCUCCCCCAUUUGGGAAAACUCUCUCUAUCUAUCUCUCUAAAUCGACUCAUAGCAAUUCGCCCACAAGCAUUUGAGUAUAUAUCAAUUCUAUUUUGCGUGUUCUCUGUUUGAUUUUGUACAUCUAGGGUUUCAGAUUCGAAUGUGAAUCUUUUGUAAGUAGUGGGUUGUUUAAGUGAGGGAAGCUAAGAUUUUUCUUCGACUAUAGUGCAUUUUGCUGCAGUUUUAGGGUAUAAUUAAUUCGAUCUGUGCUCGAAUGGAUUCAACAACAUCUUCCUCUUUGCCAAUUGCGAGUAGAGAUGCCGAGGCUGCGGUGGGGACUGUUUCCGAUUUUGCUCUGUCGGUUACUGCUGGGUUCGCUAAGGAGGCUACCUUGCGCUUCCAAGCGGGGAAGUUCGCGGACUGUCUGAAAGUCUUGAAUGAGCUCUUGCGGUUAAAAGAGAACGAUCCAAAGGUUCUUCAUAACAUAGCAAUAGCGGAGAACUUCCAAAAUGGUUUUCCAGAUCCUAGAAGGCUUAUUGAAGUUCUUGAAGAUGUUAAGGUUUGUGGUUAUAUGAUAUUUGCAUUUCUUAUCUUUUUCUCGUUCAACACGUGUACCUAUCUGCAUGUGGAUAUUGUCACAUCUACCUUCAACUAUAUGUACUUGGCAAAAGCUACUGCAAAUUUUUCUUUCUAUUGCUGUAGCUAGAAUCGGUAUGUUCUG